UUUGCCAACUCCAUGUAAUAGCUUUCGAGCUCAUCGAAUUUGCAUUAUUGGCUUCCUUAUGUCACAAUGACCAAGUUUUAAGAUCUUUUCAAUCCUCUCCCUUAUUUCACCUACUUUUCCUUCUGAAACUUGAAUCAUGAAAACCAGAAAUCUUUUUAACAAGAAACGAUCAUGCCAUCAGCCAAAAUUGAUCGGCAAGGACACGCAAAGCAAGCAAACAGAAGGGAGUUUGGAGUGGAUUAGGAAUCAAUUGAUUGGAAGAGAUGAAGAGUUUGAUACUCCAUUCGGGAGGCGAGUUCUCAUUUAUGCUGAUCAUACUGCAUCUGGGAGGUGCCUGCACUACAUCGAAAAUUAUAUCACUCAACAAGUCCUCCCUUUCUAUGGCAACACUCAUACCAAAGAUAGCUAUGCUGGUGAAAGAACAACAAGGAUGGUAAGCGAUGCUACAGAGUAUAUCAAGAGAUGCCUUGGUGCCGGACCUGAUGAUGUUCUCCUAUUUUGUGGCUCUGGAGCCACUGCUGCAAUCAAAAGGUUACAGGAAGUGAUGGGAAUUGCAGUGCCUGCAACUCUUAUGGAUAGAGUUAUUAAGAAUUUAAGGGAGGAGGAGAGAUGGGUUGUGUUUGUUGGGCCACAUGAGCACCAUUCAAAUCUCCUCUCGUGGCGGCAAAGUGCGGCCGAAGUGAUUGAAAUCGGUUUUGAUGGUGAUGGAAUGCUUGACAUGGAAGCAUUAGAGCUCGAGCUCUCCUCUAUGAAAUACAGAAAUCGGCCAUUGUUGGGUUCCUUCUCAGCUUGCAGCAACGUUACUGGGAUCAUUACUGACACUAGAGCACUUGCUCGACUCCUACACAAGCAUGGCGCCUUUGCUUGCUUCGACUUUGCCUCGAGCGGUCCUUAUGUGGAAAUAGACAUGAGGUCUGGAGAUAUAGAAGGAUAUGAUGCAAUAUUUAUUAGUCCUCACAAGUUCAUAGGUGGUCCGGGAUCACCUGGCAUUCUUAUGAUGAACAAAACCCUCUAUCAGCUCAGAUCCCUGCCUCCCUCCACUUGUGGAGGAGGUAUUGUUGAUUAUGUCAACGGCUACAAUCCAGAGGAUACUCUGUACCGCGACGGCAUUGAAGAAAGAGAGGAUGCUGGAACGCCGCUAAUCCUUCAGAAGAUAAGGGCGGCGUUGGCCUUUUGGGUGAAGGAAUCUGUAGGCUAUGAUGUUAUUAAUGUUAAGGAGAGGCUUUACAUCCAAAAAGCCACUGAAAGACUGCGUAAGAAUCCCAAUAUUAAAAUAUUGGGGAAUUCAGAUGCAGAGAAGAUCUCAAUCUUUUCCUUCAUGGUGUUUCCUAGCGAGACUGGAGGAUGCAGAAUGGAGAAUCGGAAGCCUCUCCAUGGUAGGUUUGUGACCAAACUGCUUAAUGAUCUGUUUGGUAUUCAGGCGAGAGGAGGUUGUUUUUGUGCCGGUCCUUAUGGCCACUAUCUGCUCGGAGUUGAUAAGAACCUUUCGCUUAGCAUUCGCUCGCACAUACAAAUGGGGUACAUUGGAUUAAAACCUGGAUGGACAAGAGUGAGCUUUGCCUACUACAUAACCGAGGAGGAAUGUAUUUUCAUACUUGAUGCCAUUGAAUUCAUUGCAAGCUAUGGCCACCUCUUCCUCCCCAUGUAUCACUUUGAUUGGGCCACUGGAGAUUGGAAUUUUUUGAAAUGUGCUUCUAAGUAUCAUUUUAUGCAGGAGGACAUAUUAAUGGAAAGAAAAAAUGGCCUCCAUUGCUUUCACGUAGCAAAAGGUAGAGCAAGUGAUCGGGAUCAUAAGAGUUCAAUGAAGAAGAACCAUGGCUGCUUAAAGAAUUAUAUUGAAAUUGCAAUAAAGAUUGCGCAUUCUCUUCCUGAGAAGCCUCUCCCAAUGAGUAUUCCUAAUGAUGUUGAUCCCAAAGUGAUCAUGUUUAAGAUUUAGCGAGCAGUGAAAACUUUAUUCUAUAAAGGAUUCAUUUUAGAAAAUUUUGGAAGGAAUGAAUCAUGUCUUUUUGGUGUACAGUAAGAUUUAUUCUUGGAAAAACUCCCUAUCAAUUCCAUGUUGGAGACAUGCUAUUAUUUUGAACUCCUCAUUUAAUAUUGGAUGCACCAAUUCAAUGA
Messenger RNA from Phalaenopsis equestris, 2115 nucleotides. RefSeq names its product probable cysteine desulfurase. The record is from RefSeq and is a predicted model, not a curated record. The coding region runs from base 137 to 1936 and encodes 599 amino acids. NCBI's taxonomy places the organism in Eukaryota, Viridiplantae, Streptophyta, Magnoliopsida, Asparagales, Orchidaceae. The transcript has 5 exons.